AUGGAUAAUCAUCAAUCUCAGCGUGGAAAGAAUAUUUUAUAUGAGAAACAUACGAAGGACGAAGGUGACACUCAACUUAUUCCAGAUGAUCCUCGACCCAUAAUUGAAAAUCAACUCAAAAAAAUUCUUCAACCGCACAAAAAAUCGGUCGUUUUAUAUAUGAUUUGUGCCGAAUUUGGAACCGAGAAAGCUUUAUCAAUCAAAAAGGUAUCAAAAAAAAUUGGACAUGGCAUAAUUCACGUUAAUGUUCCUUAUGACGUUGAAGAUUUUGGGAUAACAUUUGGAGAAGCAUUCAAUUUUGAAUUUGAGGAGGAUAUAACUCUUAAAAAAAAACUGAUACGAAAGAUCGGAGGUACUGAUGGUAAAUUGAUGAUUCCUGUAUGGAAGUGA
Rhizophagus irregularis DAOM 181602=DAOM 197198 is the source of this 390-nucleotide messenger RNA. RefSeq lists its product as uncharacterized. The record is from RefSeq and is a predicted model, not a curated record. Lineage: Eukaryota; Fungi; Glomeromycota; Glomeromycetes; Glomerales; Glomeraceae.